AUUUUAUUGAAGCUUCUUGAAUAAUAGGUUCGUGUAUUAUGUGCUCAUUGGUUUAUGUGGUGAUAAGUACAUUGCCUUGUAACUCAAGAAUGAUUUGCCUGUGUGUGUUAAAUUUACUGAAGUUUUUACUGGAGUUUUGUGGUUGUAACACCGUUACAAAAUGUUAGUUUAAUUCUUAAAUAGAGGAAAAUAUCAUUUUUAUUCGUUAUCAUUUAUUCUUUUAACUCUAAGACCAGUCUUAUUUCACUGUGAUACCUUGUCCGGUGUUAUUUUCAUUUUAAACCAAUCAUAUUGUAAUCUAACACUUUGUCCCGCCUUCUGGCGUUGCUGAUUGGUUAGAUGAGUUUUGUGACCGAUGGGGUAGGGUGAUACUGCACAGAUGGAGCACGUGUUCCAUCGCAGCGGCAGGUUUAAGAGAGACGAAGCUGGAUGGAGUCUAUUGAUUUUUUGAGUUCUUUAUGAACCGAGUUUCAUGUUUAUCUUGUCAUCAAAGGAGGAAAUAUUCAACAUUAAACUGGGAAGCACAUGAUUCAAUUUCGAGACACAUCAGAGGAACUGCAGUGUUUGAACAAACUUGACUUCUUACAAUGAAAACUGAAUCUUCACAGAUUCCAGCUGCUUGCUCACAGGCAAGCACUUCUAACGCUUUAUGUGAAGGCACGUCCAUCUUUGUGGAUCAACGUUUUGGAGGAACGCUGGAGAAGACUCUAAAAGUAGAACCUACAAAACCCUCCCUAAACAGUCUUGUGGACUAUUGCAGUUCCUUCUUCAUCAACAGAAGCAAAACACAGUUCUGUCACCCAGGCCUAGAUGUUCCCAAUCCCGGUAUUCCUGAUGCAGGCCUGGGAGUCUUUAACGAGGGACAGACCGUUCCAGCUGAUGGACACUGUGAGGAAGUGAAACACACAGAGGAAACUAUGACAAGUCCCUUCUGUUGGGUGAGUCAAGUCAAAUUUGAAGUGAAGCAGCUGACAAAGCUGUUUGACUGCUCGCAGUGUGGAAAGAGUUUUAAGCAAAAGACUGCUUUAAAAAAUCACCAGCUCAUUCACACAGGAGAGAAGCCAUAUCACUGCUCUCACUGUGGGAUGAACUUUACGCAGUCGAGUGGUCUCAAACGUCACCAGCUUAUUCACACAGGAGAGAAGCCAUAUCACUGCUUACAGUGUGGGAUGGAUUUUAGGCGUCCAGUGGCUCUCAAACAACACCAGCGCAUUCACACAGGAGAGAAGCCAUAUCACUGCUCGGAGUGUGGGAAAGGUUUUGCGUCCUCACUGUUUCUCAAACAACACCAGAACCUUCAUACAGGAGAGAAGCCUUAUCACUGCUCAGAAUGUGGGAAGAGCUUUUCUUAUUACACUAGUUUCCUUGUACAUACACGUGUUCACACCGGGGAGAAGCCUUAUCGGUGCUCGGAGUGUGGAAAGGGCUUUGCCAGUAUGGCGAAUUUACAAAGACACAAGAUCGUUCACACAGGACAAAAGCCUUAUUACUGUUCACAGUGUGGGAAGUGUUUUACCCAGUCAAGUGCUCUGAAAACACACCAGCGCAUUCACACAGGGACGAGUGGACAAAAGAGCUAAUAAAGACAACCGCAAGUCAUUAGCAAAUUCCUCUGGAUCCGCUGUGACACUGACAUGUUACUGAAGAAAUAAAGGACACAAUAUAAUUAUGGUCCACAUGGACUGGGACAAGCAGAAAUAUGAUCUAUAUUUGUGUCGUGUUUUUACUCUACAAUCACAAAGCAAUGAAGAAAACAUAAAAUUGAAACUGAUUACAGAGGCUACAGUGCUGCUGAGUUCAUACAAUAUUGUUAUUAACGUGCAAAUAUAUGUAUAAUGACCAUCAUUAAAAAUAAGGGAUAAACAACAUCAAACAUC
Messenger RNA from Tachysurus fulvidraco (yellow catfish), 1877 nucleotides. Its product is annotated as zinc finger protein 239-like. Lineage: Eukaryota; Metazoa; Chordata; Actinopteri; Siluriformes; Bagridae. Gene Ontology annotation, biological process: regulation of transcription by RNA polymerase II. Bases 588 to 1580 code for a protein of 330 amino acids. The record is from RefSeq and is a predicted model, not a curated record. Gene Ontology annotation, molecular function: DNA-binding transcription factor activity; RNA polymerase II cis-regulatory region sequence-specific DNA binding. The transcript is spliced from 7 exons.